This is a messenger RNA of Cotesia glomerata, 2276 nucleotides long. RefSeq lists its product as uncharacterized. The transcript has 4 exons. NCBI's taxonomy places the organism in Eukaryota, Metazoa, Arthropoda, Insecta, Hymenoptera, Braconidae. The record is from RefSeq and is a predicted model, not a curated record. The coding region runs from base 343 to 1389 and encodes 348 amino acids.
GAGCGAUUUCUUUUCGGAUCGUUUGUUCUUAAUAAAAAUAUAAUUGCUCAAGUUUUUAAGUAAUAAUUGUUGCGUUACUUUGAUAUUUCAUCGCCAUAAGUAAACGUAUACGGUCAGUAAAUUGUUGUAAUUCAUUCAAUGAGUCACGUAAGUAACUAAUACAGUGCACUUGACCUCUUAUGUAUAACCUCUACGUAGAACCAAUUAAAUUAAUGGCCUUGUGUUUAAUAUUGACUUUUGACAUCUAAUUAAACGAAACUUUUCGAUAAAAAAGGAAUUAAAGAUUUAAGAAAAUUUCCCGACGAAGAUCGUUGGAAAUUUCCUGACUUAGAUGACACUUCAAUGUUAUGUGUGCGUUGUCGAUUCCGUGUCAAAGAAUAUAUUCCGCCGGCAUCAGAGGAAGAGGAAAUUAUUUCAAGUCAAAUUAGUGUUGAAAGUCUGAGUAUAUCAGCUGAAAUUUGUACUCAAGGAAGCAGUUUAUCUCGAACUGUCAGUAAUUUUAGCGACAAUCUAUGUGAUUACAAUGAUCAUUCUUUAGAGCGAUUUUUGAAAAUUCCUCUUAUUGAAAAAGACAGGUUAUAUUCUGAAAAAAAUUAUGGAGUAAAAAAACUUGAUGAGAGCUAUGCUGCCCUAGAGAAUAAGUUCCAAUCACAAUUUGGAAUAGUACCUGAAUCUACCUACAGAAAAAUUAAUCAAGAUCAUUGUUCCAUGAUAGCUAAAGUGAAGAAAUUAUAUAACGCUGAAAGUGACAAAUCAAUAAAAAAGAAGCUGCUUUCAAUUUUACCCGACAGUUGGGAAGUCAGUCGUAUAGCAUCUGAAUUUAACUGUUCUCGAAAAAUGGUACUGAAUCUUAAAAAUGAUAUCAGUGAAUCUGAGAAUGUUGAUUUAGACUCUGGUGAAAUGACUACUAAUACUUUGAAUCCCACAAAAGUUCCAGGCAAUCAGCCGCUUAAAUUAGAUGUAAAAAAACUUGUCAUUGAUUUUUAUGAAAGCGAAGAAAACUCAAAACAAUUAGCGGGCAUGAAAGAUUUUAAAUCUGUGAAGGAUUGUGAUGGAAAUCGAACUAGGGUACAAAAAAAGUUGAUUCUUUGUAAUUUAAAAGAAUUGUACCAAAGCUUCAAAGCGCAAUAUAAUUCAGUGGCAAUCGGAUUUUCUAAAUUCGCUAGUUUGAGGCCUACUUAUUGUAUUCUUGCUGGAAGUAGUGGUACACAUUUCGUAUGUGUUUGUACUAUUCAUCAAAAUGUGAAAUUGAUGUUAGAAGGAUGUAAUUUUCCAAAAUUUGCAAAAAAUACCGAUUGGGUUGUAGAAUCUCAGCCAAUUUACAAAAAUUUAUUAAAUAAAUUAGUUUGUAACAAUCCAAAAGAAUCGUGCUUUUCGUGUGUCGUUUAAUGAAUCUGAUGUUAAUGAAAUCCAAUAUAAAAUGUGGACAUCAACAGACCGUUGUACUAUUGUGAAUGUUACUUCAGAUUCCGAAGACUUCAUCGAGACUUUAGUGACGCAACUUGAUAAGCUUUUGAAACAUGAUUUUAUUGCGAAAACAUAAAGUCGAUUUUUUUCUGAUACAAAACUAAAUUUAAAGAGCGGGGAAUUCGACGUAGUAUUUGACUUUGCGGAAAAUUAUGCAUUCGUUGUGCAGGAAGCAGCUCAAGGCUUUCAUUGGAAUAAUGAUCAAGCUACUAUAUUUCCAAUGGUGAUUUAUUAUAACGAAAAUGAUACUAUUAAGCAUUUGAGCUUUGUUGGUAUUUCAGAUUGUCUUAAGCACGACACAGUUUUAAUUUAUUUAUUUCACGAGCAAUUGAUUGCCUUUCUUAAAAAGAAGUUUGCUGUCAUCAAUACGAUUUUUUACUUCUCAGAUGGAGCUCCACAACAAUUCAAAAACAAGAAAGCAUUUACAAACUUAUGUUAUCAUUAUGCUGACUUCGAAAUCAACGCUGAGUGGCAUUUUUUUUUGCAACUGCCCAUGGCAAAGGACCAUGCGAUGGUCUUGCGGGUUCAUUAAAACGAUAUGCUGCUAGAGCUUCAUUACAAAUGAACAAUAAAGAGCAUAUACUGAAACCACAAGAUUUUUUUUCCUGGGGAAUGAAAAAUUUUACAAGCGUUGACUUUACUUUUAUAGCUAAUGACGAUUAUUUAAUAAAAAAAAAAUGUGUUAGACGUACGAUAUUCUCAAUCGAAAACGGUGAAAGGUACACAGUCAUUACACACUUUUGUGCCUUUAAAAGAUGAAAUUGGUUAUGCUUUCAUUAAAACUGAGUCCACAUCUCAAAAAAGUUAAA